AUGGAAACCCAAACCCUACCGGAAAACCACCCCCCACCACCACCACCACCCGCCGUGGACUACAGCUCCAAUGUAGACACCUCCCGUACGUUCCGCUCCGUGAAAGAAGCCGUAGCCGUCUUCGGGGAGCGGUUUCUCACCGGAGAAAUCUUCUUACCAACGCCUAAACCCCCAUUUACUUUACCCAAACAUGAAACCCCACCGUGGAAAUCUGCACAUAGCCCCCAAACUUCAUGGAAAUCAUGCUCGUCUUCCCGAGAAAGCCAAGAAGAAUCAUCGUCGUUUCUGGUUGCUUCCAUGAAAAAGAUUCAGUCGGAACUCGAAGAAACAAAGAAAGAGUUGAAGUUACUGAAAGAGAGAGAGUCCGAGACGGAGGUGGCGUUGGCUUCUUUAAACGCCGAGCUCCACAAGAACAUGUCAAAGAUCACGAAAUCUGAUCAGGCGGCAGAGAAUGUAGCGGCGUUGAGAUCGUCGUCAGGGUUGGAUCUGGUGGUAAGCGGCGGUGGACGGAGGAAGACGGUGGAGAGGAAAAUGGUGAAGAAAAAGCCUUUGAUUCCUCUACUGAGAGACUUAUUUUCAAAGAAAAAGAGAAAAUCAAAUGCUCCAUUUGUAAAUCCAGUCUACACAUCUUCUCGGAUGCAUUGGAUUUCAAAACUAGGGUUUACGUGAUUACAUUUUCAUGCAUGCAUCAUCUUAAGAGUGAAUUUCAUAAAUCGUUUUAUAAUUGAAGUUUUCUGGGUACUUGUUAUACGAGAAAAGGUUGUGAUAAGAAACGUUCAAUUUUUAGCGUAUGAGUUAUGAUAAA
This is a messenger RNA of Cynara cardunculus var. scolymus (artichoke), 805 nucleotides long. Its product is annotated as WEB family protein At1g75720-like. NCBI's taxonomy places the organism in Eukaryota, Viridiplantae, Streptophyta, Magnoliopsida, Asterales, Asteraceae. The transcript has a single exon. The coding region runs from base 1 to 669 and encodes 222 amino acids. The record is from RefSeq and is a predicted model, not a curated record.